This is a messenger RNA of Bactrocera dorsalis (oriental fruit fly), 1109 nucleotides long. Its product is annotated as ficolin-1-like. Bases 54 to 950 code for a protein of 298 amino acids. The transcript is spliced from 3 exons. Lineage: Eukaryota; Metazoa; Arthropoda; Insecta; Diptera; Tephritidae. The record is from RefSeq and is a predicted model, not a curated record.
CGCCAAGUUAGCUUUAACGAAACAGUCGCUUAGAGCACGUCGCUGAAAUUAAAAUGCUCCGCUUUAUAUUGUUCCUGUUACUAAAUUAUUUAUUGUGGAUUUCCAUUAAAAACGUUUGCGGUGAAGAUCUAGAUUCAAACACGGUUUAUGACUAUAAUUGUGAUGUGCAAAUAGAUGUCGUUAAAACCUUUAUUAAAGAAUUGCAAGCUGUGCGAAAGCGGGAAGAUGAUAUUUUGGCAAAAAUAACUCUCAUUGAAACCAAACAGGAGAGCUUUCGAAAGUCGGUGCCUUCAAGUUGCUUGGAGGCAGCAGCUGAGAGCUUCAAAAGUGGUGUUUACAAUAUAACAUUGGAAAAGUUUAGUGGCACACCGUUUGCCGUAUACUGUAACGAAGAGGUGGACUAUGGUGGUUGGUUGGUUAUACAACGACGUGUCAGUGAUGCCGUGGACUUUGAUAGAGAUUGGCUGGAUUAUAAGAAUGGUUUCGGGGUGCUGGAUGAAAAUUAUUGGAUUGGUUUGGAAAAACUACAUGCGUUCACCAGUAGUUGUCAGCAUGAGCUCUAUAUAGAAAUGCAGACAUAUCGUGGUAAAAGUUAUUAUGCGCGCUACUCAGAAUUUGUAGUCGGCAGCGAAUCGGAGGACUAUCAUCUUAAAAUAUUGGGUACUUAUGAAGGUAAUGCUGGCGAUAGUUUGAAAGGCCAUGUGGGUAUGAAGUUCACCACUCAUGAUCAGGAUAAUGACAUCUCUUCCAUUAAAAAUUGCGCUGUUUUUUACAAAGGCGCCUGGUGGUUUAACGACUGUUACUAUAGUCAUCUUAAUGGACCAUAUAGACAAGAGGACAAUGGAGUCGAUUGGAAUAGUUUAGGUGUGAUGGAAUCUUUGAAAUCAGCGCAAAUGAUGAUACGCCCCACAGAGAAAUGCCUAAGGCGCAUGUCACUGAAGGCCAAAUGAUUUUAUAUAUUUUGUGAAAAGGAUUAAAUUUUUAUUAAUUAAACGGAUUAUUAAUGUUUCAUUCAAUUUUUCGUUUUGAUACAGAUAUUAUGCUAUUUUUGAGAACUAAAUAAUGUUUUCAAUUUAAUAAAAAAAGGUGAAAUUUCAAAGCGAUAAAAA